This is a messenger RNA of Alosa alosa (allis shad), 5027 nucleotides long. It is a transcript of the gene exoc4, whose product is annotated as exocyst complex component 4. The record is from RefSeq and is a predicted model, not a curated record. NCBI's taxonomy places the organism in Eukaryota, Metazoa, Chordata, Actinopteri, Clupeiformes, Clupeidae. Gene Ontology annotation, cellular component: synapse; growth cone membrane; exocyst. The transcript has 18 exons. Gene Ontology annotation, biological process: chemical synaptic transmission; exocytosis; Golgi to plasma membrane transport. Bases 46 to 2949 code for a protein of 967 amino acids.
AGCCAGAGUGAAUGUUUGUUGUCACCUUGUUUUGGGUGUGGAAAAAUGGCAUCCGAGACAGGAAGAUACAGAUCAGUUUCUAAAAGCAAAGAUCCCUCCAGUUUACUUAUUUCUGUUAUAAGAACACUGUCCAGCAGUGACGAUGUGCAGGACAGAGAGACAGAGAAGAGCCGCCUGGAGGAUGCUUAUGAAAAGUGUGACCGGGAACUGGAUGAGAAGAUUGUGCGCCACUACACCGAACUGACCACGGCAAUUCGCACAUACCAAAGCAUAACAGAGCGAAUCACUAGCUCUCGCAAUAAGAUCAAACAGGUGAAGGAAAACCUUCUGUCCUGUAAGAUGCUGCUGCACUGCAAGCGAGACGAACUGCGGAAGCUGUGGAUCGAGGGCAUCGAGCACAAGCACGUGCUCGACCUGCUGGACGAGAUCGAGAACAUCAAGCAAGUGCCCCAGAAGCUGGAGGCCUUCAUGGCCAGCAAGCACUACCUGCACGCCACUGACAUGCUGGUGUCUGCGGUGGACUCCCUGGAGGGCCCGCUGCUGCAGGUGGAGGGCCUGAGCGACCUGCGGCUGGAGCUGCACAGCCGCAAGCUCAACAUCCACCUGGUGCUGAUCGACGAGCUGCACCGCCACCUCUACAUCAAGUCCACCAGCCGCGUGGGCCACAAGAACAAGGACAAGGCGCGCAGCAUGGGCUCUGGAGCCAAGGACACGUCUAUUUUGGAUGUCAGCACCCUGUCCACCCCGCGCAAGCUCACCGACACCUCCCAGUUCAGCACUCCAGGGAUGCGGGAGCAGCAGCCGGACGUGUGCGAGGACCUGGACGCGGACCCGGAGGAGAACAGCGCCGAGUUCAUGGGCAUCCUCAUCAAGGCCCUGGCCAAGCUGAAGAAGCUCCCCGAGACGGUCAAGGCCAUUAUGGAGCGUCUGGAGACCGAGCUCAAGCAGAUCCUCAAGAGGUCCACCACCCAGAUCGCCGACCACGCCUACCAGCGGGGAGAGACCCUGGCCCAGGACAACCAGCCCAGGCUGCUGCUGGAACUGCUGGAGCUACUGUUCGACAAGUUCAAUGCGGUGGCUGCAGCUCAUAGCGUGGUGCUGGGCCACCUCCAGCACAUCGUAUCCGCCAGCAGGGGCUCUCAGGAGGGCAUCAAACUGUACGAGCAGGCCGACGUCUCUGCCAAGAUCCAGACUGUGCUCCAGGUGCUGCUAAUGGACUACCUGGACGUGAAGAACAGCCGUAGUGCCGCUGAGCCUUCUGCCCAGCUCUCCUACACCAGUGCCGCCAGCGAUUUUGGGGCCUUCUUUGCCAAAAAGAAACCAAUACAAAGAAAACAGUCACUUUUCAAGUUUGAGUCGUCCUCCCAUGCCAUCAGCAUGAGUGCCUACCUGCGGGAGCAGAGGAGGGAGCUGUACAGCAAGAGUGGAGAGCUGCAGGGUGGCGCUGAUGACAACCUGAUCGAAGGCGGCGAGACCAAAUUCCUGUGCAAACCUGGGGCCAGAAACAUCACCCUCAUAUUCCAGCCUCUGCUGCGGUUCAUCCAGGAGGUGGAGCAGAACAUGGGCCCUGGCCAGGCCAAGCAGUGCCAGCUGCGCACCUUCCUCACCUACUACAUCAACGACCUCUUCCUCAACCAGGUGCGCACCGAGACCAACAAGGAGAUCGAGACCGUCACCAAGGUGGCCGAUCCGCUCAAGAUCCUGGCCAGCGCCGACACCAUGAAGGUCCUGGGCGUCCAGCGGCCGGUGCUUCAGAGCACGGUGAUCGUGGAGAAGUCCAUCCAGGAUCUAAUGAACUUGAUGCAGGACCUGAGCGCCUACUCCAACCAGUUCCUGGAGAUGGUGUGUGACAAACUGAAGGAAUACAAAGAGAUCUGUAACACAGCCUACAGGUUUAUAGUCCAGAGUGAGGAGAAGCUGACCAUCAGUGCCUCCUGGUCAAAGGAUGAGGACAUCAGCCGCCUGCUGCAGUCUCUGCCCAACUGGACCAGCAUGGCUCAGCCCCGCCAGCUGAGACAGAAGAGGGAGGAUGAGGAGGAUUACACCAGGGCUGCCUUUGCCAAGGAGUCGGAGGUGUUGACAGGUAACCUUGGCGACAAGCUGAUCCCGCAAAACGAGAUCCUGCGCGACGUGAGCGACCUGAAGGCGCUGGCCAACCUGCAGGAGAGCAUGGAGUGGCUGGCGGGGCGACUCAAAGGCUUCUUCUCCAGCCUGCCACCCGCCUCCAACAUUUCCCCAAGCUCUCAGGACACGCAGACGAGCAGCGAGAGCAUGCGCAGCCGGGAGCAGAUCCUCCAGACACUGACUGACCUCUCGCGGGGCUUCCAGGACAUCGCUGACCGCUGCCUGCUGGCCUUGCACCUGGAAGUCAGAGUGCACUGUUUCCAUUACCUCAUUCCCUUGGCCAAGCAGGGCAACUACGCCAUAGUGGCCAACGUGGAGAGCAUGGACUACGACCCACUGGUGGUCAAGCUCAACAAGGACAUCAGUGCCAUCGAGGAGGUGAUGGCAGCCAGCCUGCAGCAGCACAAGUUCCAGUACAUCUUCGAGGGACUUGGUCAUCUCAUCUCCUGCAUCCUCAUCAAUGGGGCGCAGUACUUCAAGCGCAUCAGCGAGUCAGGCAUCAAGAAGAUGUGCCGCAACAUCUUCGUCCUCCAGCAGAACCUCACCAACAUCACCAUGUCCCGCGAGGCAGACCUGGACUUCGCCAGGCAGUACUACGAGAUGCUCUACAACACGCCGGACGAGCUGCUGAACCUGGUGGUGGACCAAGGUGUGCGCUACACCGAGCUGGAGUACACCAACGCGCUGAGCCUACUGCACCGGAGCCAGACGGGCGUGGGCGAACUAUCGGUCCAGAACGUGCGGCUGCAGCGCCUCAAGGAGCUCAUCUGUGAGCAAGCGGCCAUCAAACAGGCCACCAAGGACAAGAAGAUCACCACCGUCUAAGGGGGGUGGACAAGAUCACCACUGUAUAGGGGGUGGGGUGGAUGGAGGCCCCCCCACAGAGGAUGGACUGAUGGAUGAAUAAAAUGGAUGGGAUGUGUUUAUUAAUGUUUUAAUUAUAACCCUCAAAUACACACACGUAGAAACUCAAUGCUUUAACAGAGUCAGCAAGUUACUGAAACUCAGAUCUCUUCUCCUCUCUCUCUCUCCCUCUCUCUCUCUCUUUCUUUUUUCUUACUCUUUUAUUUAUCCAAUUACAGCUCAUCACUCUCUUCCGAUAAUGCCUUUUCAUGCAGUUUUCUGACUUCUGGUGUUUGUUUGUUUGUUUGUUUGUUUGUUCAUACAGUUUAUUUAUGCAUUAACACAGCGAACCGGAAAGUAACUUUCUCAUCUGAUACGCAUCUACAGUAGUGACUUUGUACCGCACCUAACAUUUCUCUAAUAAGAAGGCCUAAAGAUACAAACACACACACACACACACACACACACACAUACACACUAACUCGAUAAAUCCUUAGAUCAUGCUCCUGUGGACUUGGCUUCACCUUUUAGUACUGGGGGACUGUAUGUCUCUGGCUUGGGGCCAUCUUCAUCUCAUUUUCUGUGUAAUAUCACAGCGGCGUGCCGUGCCGCGUCCGUAUCACAGCCCUCCUCAGUAUCUCUCGGUCGGCACCCGUGCCCAGAAUAGCCAAUGCUAGAUUAGAACCAUUUGAAUUAUUAUCAGGUGAGUGGAAUCUUCUCCACCUCACUUUUUCUUUUUUCCGUCGUCGUUGUUGUUGUUGUUGUUGAUGUCGGUUGUGAUUUUCUCCGCACCCUGGAGAUGAGGUAAUGGAAAUAACCACGCACUCGUUUAACCACAGAUUCUGUUUUUUACUUUCUCGCUCACGUGAUUUUACUACCUCUACUUUGUUUCCGGCAAUUUCCUCAUCUUCUUCAUUUCACCCCUGUAGUUUCCAGCUGAGGCAGUGGGGAGGGGUGGGAGAGAAGACCUGAUCCGUAAAGGCUCCCAAUGCUGACCAUUGCUGCAUAGAGGCUCAUUUGGAAUGCAAGAGCCGGCCUUGCUGCAGCGUAAACACAAUUCAUACAAGGAUGGUUUUACAAAAUGGAUGCUUGCGAAUUCACCUUCGACUGUAAUUUUGGGACCUCUCUUAAAAGCCACUGCAUCCCCCUGCUCAGGCAGAUGCCGAGGCAAGUGCACACACACACUCCAGCACAGAGGCACAAAUGAUUUGUCUCUCGUGCUCCCCUGACAUCUUUUAGUUCAUUAAGUGUGGAGAAAAGCGCUUAAGAAAAGACAGGAAAAAAUGGAAGGGGAGAUAGAAAGGAAUAAAGAGAGCCUCGUCAAGAAAAUGGAAGAAAAAAGAGAAAAACACAGGCACGAGGCAGGGACGCUUUUUCCCAGAAAGUGCCGGAAUGAUCCAUCAUAAUGACUCAGCCCCAGAAAUCAAUGAGGGAGUAGGGGCAGCCAUAGGGAUUAGCGAGAGGCAAACAAUCUUUCAUUUCUGUCGCUGAUUUCAAUCUUGAGGAGAGCGUUCUACAGCUGUCAAGCCAGGUUGAGGAUUUUUUUUUUUUUUUUUUGGCAAAAGGGCAGAUAGAGCAACGUGUGAGGUAUGAAAAGGGUAUGACUGCCAAGCCUUUAACCCUGAACAUGGACGGCCUCACUGGGGUAAAGGUAGAGUAGGCAAAGGCCCAAAGGGUGGGCUGUGAGGGAGGCUGCUUCCAGAUAUAGCACAAGUAUGUGUCAAACAAAGGCUUUGUUAUGCUUCAAUAUUAUUUCUAUACUUUGUUUUGUUGAUCUUUUGUGUAGACAUUACUUACAGAACCACAUUUUGUUUUGCACAACACUAAUUAGGACGUCCAUUGAAUUUGUUUUUAUGAAUAUAUGAAUGUACUUCUUGUGUGCCUGUGUGGUGCAGGAUUAAUUAAAAAGGAUUAUUUUGAACCUUGAAAUGAACAUAAUAUCCUGGAUGAGAUCACCUGGAGAAACCUAGCCGAUAACACUGAAUUCUGUAAGUUACUGAUUUGCCAAUCCAUGUUGGUGUAAAAGAGUAAAACAGCAACAAUAAACAAUGAUAUGACAA